Drosophila arizonae is the source of this 1368-nucleotide messenger RNA. RefSeq lists its product as uncharacterized. The record is from RefSeq and is a predicted model, not a curated record. Lineage: Eukaryota; Metazoa; Arthropoda; Insecta; Diptera; Drosophilidae.
CAUUGCCAGCUAAUAUAUAGCAUAUAUACAAAGAAAAGAAAAUCGUUAAACGAUGGCUUUUGCUUCCAAGUGCGCAAUUGUCGCCGUAGCCUUAUUUGCUUUGCUGCUGACGCAUGGCUUCGAUGUUGUGGAUGCCCGCCGUAACCAAGGCAGCAAUCAACGGAAGACGUCAUCCAGCAGCAGCAAUUCCGGCCAUGUGACCCAAUCCUACAGCAAUCCCAGUAACAAUGGUGGCAACUCGCAUGCGGAUGCCGCCAAACUGAGCUAUUCCAAUUACAAUUCCCAACCGAAUCGACCACCCAAUGCCCAGCCGCCUGCGCCUGGCUGGAAUGUGCCGCAAGGACCCCCGGCUGGAGGUGCCCACUCCAAUGUGCAUCAGCCCAUAACUCCCAACAAUUAUGGUCAGCAGCAUGCAGGAGCACCUCCUAGCUAUCCGGCUGCUGGUGGCUAUCCGGCUGCUGGCGGCUAUCCAGCUGCUGGUGGCUAUCCGGCUGCUGGUGGCUAUUCCGCCGCUGGUGGCUAUCCGGCUCAUGGCGGCUAUAUGAAUGGAGCAAGUGGUGGCUAUCCCGCUGGCGGCUAUCAUCAGCCUGCCGGUGCCCCACCGGGCGCUGUGUACGUGCAGCCUGGCUCAGCUCUACCACCGGGCGCCGUUUUGUUAUCGCAGCCACCGCAGCAAUCUUCCUCCGGCUUGGGCUUCGGCACUGGUCUUCUGGCUGGUGGCUUGGGCGGCGCCUUGCUUGGCCACGCAUUGACUCCAUCUGGUGGCAGCUCCUCGCAACCGGCGGCUGCACCAGCCGCUGCUGCUGGCCAGGAUCGCAUCAUAAUCAUCAACAAUGGCGUGCCUGUGAAUGCCAGCGAUGGCACCACUGUCAUCAACGCCGCGGGCGCACCGGCUGCCCCAAUGAACGCCACCGAUGCACAGUCCGCACCGCCAAUGGCGCCCAUGGCACCUAUGGCCCCCAUGGCCCCUAUGGCCAAUGGCACUGACGCAGCGCAGCAACCGCCGGCACCGGGCGGCAUCAUUUGUGUGCCCACCAAAAUCAACGAAACGGAUCCGACAGACAGCAGCAAGAUGAUCGAAGUCGAGAAGAUCGCCUGCUAUCCGGCACCGCCGCCACCAGCCGCCGCACCCGGCGCUGAGCCCGUGCCGCUGGCACCAAUGGCCACCAAUCAGCCGCCGCCGGCAAUGCUGCCACCCGACCAGGCAGCCGUGCGCUCCAACACCAACGGCGGAGCUCAGUUGCAAGUCUCCAGCUUUGCCAUGUCUAUUGGCCUGCUUGGUGGGCUCCUGUUCCACUUGGCAAAGGCUGCAAAUUAGAAUUGAAUUAGCUGCAAAUGUUUCCAAUAGUCCGCUUUUGCACCUAUUUA